UCGGCCGGGGCUACAACAUCUGUACUCAGCCGUCGCUGCUACCUCUGAGCUCGUCGUCACCGCUGCUUCCCCUGAGCUGUUCUCCGUCGCUCUCUGCUAGUCGUAGUCUCCGGGCUCUGUGCAGGACCACCAUAAGAUAUUCAGUACCAGUUUUGCCAAAAUGAGGCAAGAUUUGAUCUACAAAGUCUCCAAAUGAGGUUUGCAUGCAAAGAUAUAUGCCAAAAAAAUGUUUGAAGCACACCUUGUAUAAGUAAAAGUGCAAUCAAUUCCUCAGUACCACAUAAAACUGUGAAAAGGCUGCUACAUUGUAAACCACAUCUGGUGCAUAAAUUUUUCCUACACCACCUUGAACAUGAUGAAGGCUACUGCUGCAUUGCAUCCUUGUCUGAGCUCCUGCAGCUUCAAUUGCCGAUUGGCAUUAAGGCAGUUGGAAUGUGUUUGAUUAAUUAGGCCAUGAACAUGUUUGAAGCUUGCUUCUUUGGAGUGGGACUAAAGACGUAAUAGGAAUAGUGGAUUUGGUUUAGCCGGGGAGUCAAAGGCUAAGGUGGAGUCAACUUCCCAUGCAAUACUUCCCUCUACUAAACUUUGCGGUGUCAAUUAUCUCAACCCUUUGGCCAUCACUACAUUCCUCCAUAUGUUGUCACAAUGGGAGAGACGCAUAUUAUUUGAGUGUGAAUUGCUCCACUAUGCAUAUUUCAUGUUAAAGCAUUGCAUAACACUUUAUUUGCAUGUACCCGUUUUUGAAGCUAACACGAAUUCCUCACUCUUCACUCUCCUAUUGCUCUUUUCUCUUGGAUCAUUGUUCAUCCCAUAAUAAAUCAUUUGCCUUUCUCAGAACCCUCCAUGCUCAUUUCAUCAAAUUGGGUUUUAACUCGUAUUCAUAUCUGGGUAAUCGCUGUUUUGAUCUAUACUGUGAGUUUGGCCAAAUCAAUGAUGCCGUUAAGGUGUUUGAUGAAAUUACUUAUAAGAAUUUGACAUCAUGGAACAUUUAUUUGAAGGGGUUUCUCAAAAGUGGCCACCUUGGGGAGGCAUGCCACUUGUUUGAUGUAAUGCCUGUCAGAGAUGUUGUUAGUUGGAACACGAUGAUUUCGGGUUUUGCACUAAAUGGGUUUUGUUGUCAAGCCUUUGAGCUUUUUGUUGAGAUGCAGGGUACUGGUGUGAGGCCAAGUGAGUUCACUUUCUCAAUAAUGACGUCAAUUGUGUCAAGUCCCUGUCAUGCUAAGCAGGUCCACAGUAGGAUGAUCAGGAGUGGUAUUGAUUUGUCCAAUGUGGUGCUUGCAAAUUCGGUGAUAGCUAUGUAUGGGAGACUUGGUCUUGUUGAUUAUUGCUUUGGUGUGAUUUUGACCAUGGAGAACUUUGAUGUUAUAUCUUGGAACUCUUUGAUAUGGGCCUGUUGUAGAGCUGGAUAUCCAGAGUUGUCUCUUGAGCAGUUUCAUCAGAUGAGAGCUAUGGAGUUUUUACCUGACCAGUUUACGUGUUCGAUAUUGAUGAGUGUCUGUUCUAACUUGCAGGAUUUGGGAAGGGGUAAGCAAGUUUUCACCCUUUGUUUCAAGUUGGGAUUUGUUUCAAAUAGCACUGUGUCAAGCGCUGCUAUUGCCCUCUUUUCCAGAUGCAACAGAUUGGAGGACUCCAUCCAGCUCUUCAAAGAACAAGAUCAAUGGGAUUCAGUUCUAUGCAAUUCCAUGAUUUCAAGCUACACGAAACAUGAUUUAGUGGAGGAUGCAUUGCAACUCUUUAUGCUGACCCUGAGGAAGAAUAUCAGACCAACAGAAUACAUGAUAAGUUGUCUUCUGAGUUCAGUUUCAAUUUUCAUGCCAGUUGAAGUAGGUAAUCAAAUCCAUUCUCUGGUUCCUAAAUUAGGUUUUGAGUCAGAAGUAGUUGUUGCCAGUUCUCUUGUUCAUAUGUAUGCAAAAUUUGGAUUUAUUGAUGAUGCCUUAAACAUCUUCAAUGAAAUGAAAAUAAAGGAUUUGGUGUCAUGGAAUACAAUAAUGAUGGGAAUGACUUACAAUGGCAAAGUGCCUGUAACCAUGAAGCUCUUUAAGGAGUUAAUUGGAGAACCUACACCACCAGAUAGAAUUACACUUGCUGCAGUUCUUCGAGCAUGCAACUAUGGAUGUUUAGUUGAUGAAGCAAUUAAAAUAUUAUUAUCAAUGGAGAAGGAAUUUGGCGUAGAACCUGGGGAAGAACAUUAUGCUUAUGCUGUGGAGUUGUUGAGUCAAGCUGGUAUGAUCAAAGAAGCGAUGGACAUUAUUGAAACAAUGCAAUGUAAAACCCCCUCCAACAUUUGGAGAUCAGUUCUUUCUGCAUGCGCAAUCCAUGAAGACUUGUGUGUUAUUGAAAGAGUUGCAGAGAGAAUAACAAAAAGCGAACCGCAGACAUUGUUUCCAUAUUUGGUGUUGGCUCAGGCUUAUCAGAUGAGGGGCAAAUGGGAGAGCUCAAUUCGAGCCAGGAAGGCUGUGGAACAAAGAGGUGCUAAAGAGUUCAUUGGAUACAGUUGUGUAGCGAUAAAAAAUCAGGUAUACUCGUUCGCAUCAAAUCAAUUACAGCAUUAUGGAGGCAGGGAUCUUUAUUUGAUUUUGAAUUUACUGCUCUGGGAGAUUGAGAAUGAAGGGUGUGCCUAGAAAAUCCGUAAGACAAAAAGGAAAUGUAAACAAACGGAUGAAAGUUUGCUGCAGCCCUUUCGAAAAAUAUUGAACUGAACACCUAACUCAUACUCCCGUUCAUCACUAUUGGUAAAUAUGCCGUUCAUUAUGCAGCAUUCAGCGGCUUAUUGCAAAAACUACUUAUCAGCUUGCCUUCUCCAAUCCUUGCAUUUUGAGUCUCCAAAAGCUGAGGUGGUACAAUUGGAGUUGCAGCAGUAUUUCGUCGACCAUGGUGAUGAACUGAUGAUAACCAGGUAAUUAAUUACUAUACCAAAUAACUAUCAUUAUAGUAAACAAAAUAAUAAAACGCAUUUUAGGUAAUUUUAAUUUGGUUUUUAUCUCUUUGGGGUUACACAGAAUGGAACAGAAGAGAUCCAUGAAUCAAGUUGCACGGGUCCUUUUGUUACCAACUUUGUAAAUUCCCAUUGUGCCAUUGUGGCAGUCUAAUGCUAGCUGACAUUGCGCUAAUGAUGUAAAACUCAAUUUAGCCAUUAUUUGGACUAAAUUGAAUGAUCUAACAUCUGUGAAAUUUAGUUUAUCGAGGAACCAAAUUAAGUUCCACACUUUUAAUGUUAUGUGAGCUAGAUGUUAAAUUGUCACAAUUUUCAUAUAAAUAUUCCGUUAACUAUUGUGAUGACAGAAAGAUCAUCUUGAUUCAUGGUUGUAAAAACUCAGAUCAAUUGAGGAUUAUCAC
Arachis duranensis is the source of this 3336-nucleotide messenger RNA. RefSeq names its product pentatricopeptide repeat-containing protein At1g43980, mitochondrial. The record is from RefSeq and is a predicted model, not a curated record. Lineage: Eukaryota; Viridiplantae; Streptophyta; Magnoliopsida; Fabales; Fabaceae. Gene Ontology annotation, molecular function: protein binding; RNA binding. Gene Ontology annotation, biological process: RNA modification.